Molecule: messenger RNA, 1293 nt
Organism: Medicago truncatula (barrel medic)
Lineage: Eukaryota; Viridiplantae; Streptophyta; Magnoliopsida; Fabales; Fabaceae
Product: ATP-dependent DNA helicase PIF1-like
Exons: 1
Coding region: 1-1293 (430 amino acids)
Biological process (GO): DNA repair; telomere maintenance
Molecular function (GO): DNA helicase activity
Source: RefSeq, a predicted model, not a curated record
AUGUUGGGAAAACGGGGUGUUACAUUGCUCAUACCAGGUGGAGGAACAGCUCACUCAAGGUUUGCAAUUCCAUUUAUUGUUGACGAGUGUUCAACUUGCACUAUUCAUCCAAAUACAAAUUUAGCAGAACUGGUAGAUAGGGCAAAACUUAUCAUACGGGACGAAGCACCAAUGAUGCACAGAUAUUAUUUCGAGGCUCUUGAUCGGACACUUAGAGACGUUCUCAGACAUCGCAAUAAUGGCAGACUUGAUAUCCCAUUUGGUGGAAAAGUGGUUGUUUUAGGAGGUGAUUUUCGACAGAUCCUUCCUGUGAUGCCUAAAGCUACAAGGCCAGACAUUGUACAUGCUAGCAUCAACUCUUCACCACUGUGGUCUCAUUGUGAAAUGUUAACUUUAACCACUAAUAUGAGGCUAUUGCACGGAAGUUCAAGCAAGGACUUUCAUGAAAGAAAGGAUUUUAGUGAGUGGGUGCUUGCAAUUGGAGAUGGCAGCAUUGGUGAAGAAAAUGAUGAGCAUAUUGAAGUUCAGAUUCUUGAAGAUCUGCUUAUACACUGUUCAGGUGAUCCUAUUGCUCCAAUGAUUCAAUGCAUUUAUCCAUCUCUUUUAAUGAAUAUGCAUGAUAUAUCUUUCUUCCAAGAUAGAGCAAUAUUGACACCUAAAAAUGUAACUGUUGAAGAUAUAAAUGAAUAUGUUAUGUCUCUUAUUCCUGGAGAAGAGAUAACAUAUUUAAGCUGCGAUUCCCCGUUGGCAAACCCAUCCAUGGUUAAUAGGCCAGAUGAUGUGCACACACAAGAAUUUCUUAACACCAUUACUGCAUCCGAUCUUCCCAAUCAUAAAAUAAAGAUAAAAGUUGGAGUACCCAUUAUGUUGUUGAGAAAUCUAGACCAAUCAGCAGGACUAUGCAAUGGUACUAGGUUGAUAAUUACCAAAAUGGGUAGAUAUGUUCUUGAAGGAAAGAUGAUAACAGGUAGCAACAUUGGUGACAAGGUAUAUAUACCUAGGCUGACACUAGAACCGUCUGAUACUAGAAUACCGUUCAAAUUCCAACGUAGGCAGUUUCCUAUAUCUACUUGUUUUGCAAUGACAAUCAAUAAGAGUCAAGGACAAUCACCGAAAGAAAUUGUUGUGUACCAUCCUCAACCCGUGUUCUCUCAUUGUCAACUUUAUGUUGCAAUAUCCAGAGUGACAUCCAUGAGUGGUUUGAAAAUUUUAAUGACUAAUGAAAAUGGUCGAAGCAUGAGUAGCACUUCUAAUGUAGUUUACAAGGAGGUUUUCCGAAACCUACCCAAUUGA